Messenger RNA from Xylaria bambusicola, 1746 nucleotides. Its product is annotated as alpha/beta hydrolase fold-3 domain-containing protein. Gene Ontology annotation, molecular function: hydrolase activity. The record is from RefSeq and is a predicted model, not a curated record. Lineage: Eukaryota; Fungi; Ascomycota; Sordariomycetes; Xylariales; Xylariaceae. The transcript has 2 exons. The coding region runs from base 188 to 1324 and encodes 378 amino acids.
GACAAGCCUAGGUGAAAGGGACUGUUGUCUCUCAACCGCUCAAUAGAUAAAUUCGGCGCGGGUGUGUUGGAACAAACAAGCUUCCGACUUUCUAUUCAGUCGGAGGAAGGGGAAGAACUAACCUCUGUCAUUUCACUUUCAUUCAUUCAAGUCGGCGUUCGUUCAGGUUUCUCGUAGAACCUUAAGCAUGCCUACCGUCACGUUUCCUGGGCGACCUCUCGCGUCGUACCCGGUGCUGAGCGCGUUCUACAAGCUCUUUUACUCAUGCACCAUCAUCGCCCGCCUGCCGGUGUGGAUAUUUAGCUACGCUCUCUUCCCGCGCACGAGGCCGCAUUCAAGAUGGAGUUUCAAACAAUCAAUCAUGCUCCGGUUCCUCACUGAAUCCGUCUAUAUGAUAAGUCGCACACAGACACCAACACCGCUAUCGCUAGAGCCGGGUAAAGAUAAGGAGAGAUGGGAGAAGCUUGACCCGUUUCCAAAAGACGUGUACCGCGGGCCCCUGGACAGUGCAAGCGUUGAGCCUUCUACAAUAGGGGGCAAAUGGUAUCCAGCGAAGCCAACUGAUUUCGGCGCCAUCGGGACGGUUCUGCUUCACAUACACGGCGGUGGAUUUGUCGUCGGCACAGGCCGGACUGACCAGGAUGGCAUAAUGGCCGAGCUCUUCAUCAAGCACGGCAAAGUGGGAUAUAUCUUCGCCCCUCAAUACCGUCUAUCAUGUCGUCCAGAGUCUGCUCCGUUCCCGGCGGCGCUGCAGGAUUCGCUCACGAGCUACCUGUACUUCGUGCGGACACUCGGGAUCCCGGCGUCCAACAUCACAAUUUCCGGCGAUAGCGCGGGAGGGAAUCUUGUGAUCGGACUGCUGCGGUACCUUGCCGAGUACGGGGCUGAGCUCAACAUCCCGCAACCCAAGAGUGCCGUCAUAUUAUGUCCGUGGGCGGCGCCAGCGAAGAGCCUAUGGCCCGAAUUUGUCGUCACGAGCAAUCCCAACUUCCGCACCGACUACCUUGGCAUAGAACUCUGCCGCUGGGGCGCUGCAACGUAUAUUCGCGAUGUGCCGCCGGAACACCCGUACAUCACGCCGUUAGGCCACCCUUUCAAGACGUCUGUACCCAUGCUUGUGACGUUUGGCUCUGCCGAGAUCCUGGUCAUCGAUGGCUUGGAAUGGGUUAAGGAGAUGGAGCGUGUGGAAGGGAACGAGAUCGAGACUUACAUCGAGCCAGACGCGCCGCACGAUACGCUGCUCGUUGGUCAUAUUUUAGGAUUCGAGGAAAGUUCCGCCGAGGUGGCGCGGAAAAUGGGUGAAUUCAUUAGGCAAUAUGCAUGAGCUUGGGUGCAACUGACUGUCUGUGAUAUAGACGUACGAAAGUGCUAGCAGGGGAAGGGAUAGAUAGGGGCUAUGGAUGUCGGUUAUGGUAGCACGAUGCUUCAGAGUUUGAGGAGAAGCAGGUUAUGAGAGGAUCAAGAUCGUCAUCCCAAGAGUUUGGGCUCUUCAUUCAAAAGCUCCAUGCUGCUCUUACUGCCCGAGAGACAGUUUUUUGAUACAGUGUCUUAUGACGUCAUGCUUUGCGUGCAGAGCUCUUUCGCAUCCUGUAAACGUGGAACUUGGUGUCUUGGAUAUGAAAAGGCAGACGAGACAACAUGAGAGAAUGCCAAUUCUGCUAAAUUCAAAAACUGGAGAUAGGUAUGCUGUGUUUUGACGCCCUAUCUUGCGGCAGCUUCAUGCUAGGGAAAGAUAUAAGCCAAGUU